AUGGCAGAUUUUGCAGUCCGAUCAUUUGCUGUUAGUUGCCAGUCUCAAGAAGUAGGUUUUAUGACUACUCUCGUCAAGCAGGGCGAAUGCCCGUUGGGUGUUAACGUCAAUCAAAUGAAUGGUCGUCAAUUUCAUAACUUAUGCCGUCAAAAUGGAACACUGUCAACAAUAGCUCCUAUAACUCCUGAAUUUGAAGAACAAGUUAAACAGAAUAUUCGUCAACUAUUAAUUGUUGGUCUUAUCUCAUGGGCAUGCUGUUUGCUGGAAGUUCUGGCAUGGUCACUGUCAGUAAGGAGACAAGUAUCACGCAUAAGUGUUUCACUAUUUCGAUCACUCAUACAACGCAGUAUGACAUACUUGGAUGCCAAUUCAGCUGAUGAGCUCACUGCUAAAUUAUUCGAUAAUAUACCAAAGAUUGAACUGGGUAUCGGUAUCGAGCUCUUAUUAUGUGUUGAUGUCAUAUUAUCCGCGAUUGGCAGUGUGGUAAUCUCUUUCAUCAUCAACUGGCAGCUCUCAUUAAUUCUUUUGUGCAUUUCACCUGUUAUUAUUGGUGCUUCGAUGUUUUUUUCACAACUCACAGCAAAAGAGACAGACAAUGAAUUAACAACAUAUGCCAAAGCUGGACACAUAGUUCAGGAAGUAUUUAGCUCAGUGCGAACCGUUCAUUCACUCAAUGGUAGUCGCUUUGAACAAAAAAGGUAA
Molecule: messenger RNA, 702 nt
Organism: Adineta ricciae
Lineage: Eukaryota; Metazoa; Rotifera; Eurotatoria; Adinetida; Adinetidae
Source: the annotation of a GenBank genome assembly